Gregarina niphandrodes is the source of this 1920-nucleotide messenger RNA. RefSeq names its product formin-like 2 domain protein. The coding region runs from base 1 to 1920 and encodes 639 amino acids. The transcript is spliced from 5 exons. The record is from RefSeq and is a predicted model, not a curated record. NCBI's taxonomy places the organism in Eukaryota, Apicomplexa, Conoidasida, Eugregarinorida, Gregarinidae.
AUGAUAGGGAGGAAGAACACAGUGGCAUUAAAAACGGUCAAACGAGUCCGUAAAUUGCUAUGGAGCCCGAUAACUGAGCCUGAUGCUAAAUCACUAUGGUUACUAAGUGACCGCGGUAUGGAUUAUGACCGUGAUUUAAUACGGGAGAUGUACGUAAAGAUACUAACAACAAAAUCAAUUAAGAAACAUCAAGCAUCAGAUAAAACAUUAGACCAGGACAUAAUCCAGGACAUAAUUAUUCUACCAUCAAUUUUAGACCCAAAGUUAUACCAAAGAUUAGUUGUCUGCUUGAAAGGAUUACGUUUAACAGACUUAAAGAUAGAAUUAAUUCUCGAUCAAUAUAAUAAACUAUACAUGAAUACUAAAUUUGGACAACUGUCUACAAUUUCAUCUCCUACUAUACCACAAUAUGAUGAACUAAGGCUAAUAUAUGAAGCACUGCCAGACUUUUCAGUUACUAAUUUCUAUCAGCAAAAGGUAUACAAUCAGCAACAUGUUAAACACAAAGUUGAUAAAUACAAACUCGAAUGCCAGAAUAUCACCGAUGAAAAUGUUUACAAAACAAUCACCGACUGGCUGGAUUAUAGAUUAAUGGAUAUUGAAACCAAAUAUCCAUACUUACGAUUCAAUCUUAAUAUUAUAUUAAAGAGGUACGAAGUCGAAAGUACUUUAGCUAGAAUUUGUACACGAUUAUUAGAAUUAUAUCAUUGUAUACUUACAUUCGACGAGUGUUACCAUGACAAUAUUGUGCCUUUAUUACACACCAUACGAUCUAUUGGAAAUGUAUUAAAUGAGGGAACCUAUUUGGGUAAUGCCAAAGGUUUUAAUCUUAGUUCUUUGAAAUUAUUUCUAAGUCAUAAAUCCGUGGAUAAGGAACAUAAUCUUACAACAGAAUUACGAAAAAUCGUGAAUAGAUCAGGGAUUAAUUAUGAGCCCUUGUUUCGGUUUUAUACAAGGAUCCGUAAUUUUGAUAAUAUGGAUGAAAUUUAUAAUGACUAUCGGGAAUUGAAUAGUACCAUCAAUACAACUACGCCUUUGAUAAUUACAAAACAGAGAGCUCAGGGAACGACAGCUAUUAUUGAGGAAACUUCAAUGGACAAUGUUGAUCAAACGAUUAUUGAAAUCUAUCGACAUUAUCUCAAAUUUCAACAUGUAGUACAUCCAUCUCACUUCCGUUACUUCCCCCCUUCCCCUUCUACCACAUUGUUACGUACCCCCCCCCCCCUUAAUCACUGGUUGUUGUUGACAAGAGUGGCUAUAGAGGACAAGAUGAAAUAUGUCCAAAAAAGCCUAAGAGGUAUUGAACAAAAGUUAGGAAGCAAGGACAUUUAUUUAUUGAGGGAUUUUGUUGGUGAGCUAUUUCAACUCGGUAAACGAAGUCGUCCGGAUCCAACCCAGAUCAUCGACUAUGCUACAGGGACGUCAUCUCCCAUAAUGUCAUGGGAGAUGGAACGGGGUAUCUCCGAUGAUGGUCUAUCAGUAAUUGAUUUACUAGUUGAUUUACCUUCGUCACAAAGCUCGAGCACACCGAGCACGGUAGACAUGUUGGAGAGUCGAAGUUCGCCUAUGGAUGAACGACCUUCACCAAUGACUGCAUGCACGGCAUGUGAAUUCGAGGCGCUGUUCUUCAUGCUGCACGAAACGGGCGGGCUGGUGGACUUGCAUCCCCCACCCGUUCCGAAUCGCAGCCUUUUCCGACUUGUUCUAGCCUGGCUCCGUGCACUCGCUCUCGGCCUCCUGGCCAAACUUUGUCUUGGACCUGUCGCUCUCAGCUCUCCUGACCUCAGCGAAUGGGGCUCACCCGCCGCCGCAUCCGCUGUCGCUACGCCACCCGCCAGUGGUACACGCAAAGUCAACUUCAACCGCUUCGUCCUCGCACACAUGUGCACGCCCCAACCACGAAACCCAGGUAACUACUGA